AUGAGACGCCCUACAAUUAUCAAAAGAUCCGGCUCGUCCACUUCACGAAUCAAAGAUUCUCAAGUCAUCAAGAAACUUGAGCGUCUGGGCGACCGGCCGAGGAAACGAGAAUGGACCAUGCUCAACCUGCUCCCAUCUUUUCUAUGGAGACAGCCAUCAAUGCGACCCGCCGACAACCAGCACCAUACCGUGUGGCUGUUCGACAACACUGCAUAUCAACGCGUCACUCUCAAGACGCCCGGACAGAGUCGGUCGUGGCAUGCCGAAGUCGUCGCAUGUGUCUUCCGGAAGGAUAGUCGCAAGGAUAUCAGUGCGAUCGUGGCGACGAUCGCGGACCUCAUCGGUCUCGAUGGCGAGGUAGGCACCGAGAGAGAAACCCGUCAUCGAAUGGCAGAAAGACUGCGACCAUUCCUACAUCACGUUGCAUCAGCUCAUUUGAUGAUGCUGGAAACUCCCCUGCCCAACAAUACCACGUUGAUACAGCAGAUCGGGCCUACAGAUAGUAACGGCAUCACUAGCCAAGUCGUGACCACAGGGAGCCGGCAGAUUACCGACGGGACAUCGCUACAAUCAUCCCUUCGAGGUUGGGCCGGCAAGGUGUCAAUGAACACAAUCUUCGCAGGCCCAGAAGGUUGGCUCGUCAUAUCUGAUAUCGACGAUACCAUCAAGUAUACCAAAACUUCCGAGUCGACUGGAAUCCUGCGAACAACGUUCGCAGAGGAACCAACCCCCAUUCCCGGAAUGCCAGAGCUUUAUUCUCACAUCCACAGAGAGCUAGUCCCAGCGUGGUUCUAUCUAUCAGCGUCUCCUUACAAUCUAUAUCCCUUCCUGCGGAGCUUCAUCCAUGCGCACUUCAAGCCUGGUACGUUGAUCCUGCGGGAUUCGUCCUGGUUGGACGUUAGCGAGUUAAUCAAAUCGUUCACCGUAAAUACGAUGGAAUACAAAAUGAGUCGUAUCGACAAGAUCCGACGCUGGUUCCCUCAACGACAGGUGCUCUGUAUCGGUGACUCGACUCAAAAGGACCCGGAGGCUUACGCCGAAAUCUAUAGGAAACACCCGGAUUGGAUCAAGGUCAUUUGGAUCAGAAAAGUCACUGAUAUCCCCCACUUAGAGGAGCAAAAUUCCCCGGAGAGAUUCAAAGCGGCAUUUCACGGUGUUCCAGACACUAUAUGGAGGGUAUUUGAAGACCCCGACGAGAUGGCGAGCCUGGUGGAAGGCCUUCGCCUCCAUUCAAAUCCCUAUAUCUCUCAGAAGGUGAAAAAAGUACUAAAAGGGCAAACAGAAAAAUAA
Aspergillus tanneri is the source of this 1290-nucleotide messenger RNA. RefSeq names its product phosphatidate phosphatase App1 family protein. Bases 1 to 1290 code for a protein of 429 amino acids. The transcript has a single exon. NCBI's taxonomy places the organism in Eukaryota, Fungi, Ascomycota, Eurotiomycetes, Eurotiales, Aspergillaceae. Gene Ontology annotation, cellular component: actin cortical patch. The record is from RefSeq and is a predicted model, not a curated record. Gene Ontology annotation, molecular function: phosphatidate phosphatase activity.